This is a messenger RNA of Sabethes cyaneus, 1305 nucleotides long. Its product is annotated as ankyrin repeat domain-containing protein 54-like. The transcript has a single exon. NCBI's taxonomy places the organism in Eukaryota, Metazoa, Arthropoda, Insecta, Diptera, Culicidae. Gene Ontology annotation, molecular function: protein binding. The record is from RefSeq and is a predicted model, not a curated record. The coding region runs from base 54 to 974 and encodes 306 amino acids.
UUGUGGCUUUAGAUGUUUGUAAGGUUUUUUCUUCGAAUUUGUCUUCUUCGAUAAUGCAAGAACAGGAAGCUGCUGUACUGGUUCAGACCGAAGCGAGUACCGAACCGGUGCCCGAGGCGAGUCCUUCUCCACCAUCACCCGAAGGGGAACUAUGGAAAGCAGCAAUUUGCGUAGGCCAGAGGGUAGAAGAAACACUCCGUCACCCAGAGUUUGAGAGAAGCCUGAGGGUGAGAUCCCGUCGAGAUGCACGAAGAUCCUAUGCUCCAUACUGUAAAUCACGCCUACAAGCAGUUCACACUACCAUGUUCCUGAAUGCGACGAUGGUCAAUAAUACGGAACACAUGCAGAACAUGAUCAACAAAGGAUUCAACCCCAACAAUCGAGAAUUUACGUUCAACAGAUCCGCCCUGCACAUCGCAUGCAGUCGAGGUUUCACUGACGCCGUCCGGUUACUUUUGGAAAAUGGGGCAAACCCUAACAUUAGAGAUCUCAAUCGAAAUACCCCACUUCACCUGGCGGCCUGCACGGAAAACAUUGCCAUAAUCGAUCUGCUGCUUAAAUAUGGAACGGACGUAACGGCUCGCGACUCCAAUGGGCUAAUUGCGCUCGAAAUAGCAAUUGGCAAGCUGCGGCUGUCCGAUCGCAUCAUCUCGAAAAUGCAACGACUCACCAAGAGCGACAUCCACAACCACAGGAGCAACGUGGUACGGGUUUGCGAGAUGAUUUUCCGAGUUUUCAAAUCGCAAGUCCGCAACGGGAGCCUUCUCUAUCUGGAUCCGAGCGAGGCCGGUCAUAGGCAGCAACGUGAACUGGAGGAAAUGCUGGAGGAGUUUAGUGGAGUCUUGGAUAAGAUUCGGAACAAACCGAUCGAUUUCGAUGCCAUUGUAGAUCAGGUGGAGAAUUUAAACCUAAAGAGUGAGAUCGAUGGCGAUGUGAAUUCGUUGCUUUCGACGCUGCAGAAGCUAUCCGUUUGAGUGUAGAAUGCAGUACAGAUAGAGGAAAUUAAGGUUUUAAUCGUUUUCAACAUUCUAAAGCGCGCAAUUUAACGAUAAUUUUAAUACCUAGAUACUUGUUUCCAUAUCACUGGUCUUUAAAUAUAUUCCAGUCGAAAACUAGCGACCAUUUUAAUAUGUAAAUUAAGAAUUGAUAGUGCUUUUAGUUGUACAAACUAUUGCUUGCAGAUAAACUAAGAUUAGGUUAGCUUUAGCCAACUUCACUGGAAGGUGAUGAUGUUUCUUUUAAUGACAGAGGAAGAAAUUUACACAUAAACUUACAUUAAACUCACAAUAAAAUUUCCUGUCCCAA